CCACCAGUUCCGCCCACUUGUGCCCAGCAGUGCACCCACCUGUGCCCAGCAGUGCACCCACCUGUGCCCAGCAGUGCAACCACCUGUGCCACCCAGCAGUGCCACGCACCUGUGCCCAGCAGUGCCAUCCAUAAGUGCCACCUACUUGUGCCCAGCAGUGCCACCCACCUGUGCCCACCCACCUGUGACCACCAAUGCCACCCACCAGUGCCCAUCAGUGCAGCCCAGCAGUGCUGCCAGUCAGUGCCACCAGUCAUCAGUGCCACCUAUCAGUGCUGUCUAUCAGUACCCAUCAUCAGUGCCGCCUAUCAGUGCCACCUAUCAGUGCCGCCUAUCCGUGCCACCUCAUUAGUG
This is a messenger RNA of Staurois parvus, 354 nucleotides long. Lineage: Eukaryota; Metazoa; Chordata; Amphibia; Anura; Ranidae. The record is from the annotation of a GenBank genome assembly.